Molecule: messenger RNA, 945 nt
Organism: Mycena citricolor
Lineage: Eukaryota; Fungi; Basidiomycota; Agaricomycetes; Agaricales; Mycenaceae
Source: the annotation of a GenBank genome assembly
CCAGACUGAUAUCACCUUGACCAGACCCACGAUGUCGACUCAGAUGACCACCACCAUCUGCUUUAUCAGCCCACUCUCUCAUGCUGCUACCUCGACUCCGCCACCUUGUUUCCGCACGCAGGCUUCUUUCGACUGAUAUCAACCGUUCCAACAUGAAGGAAGUCGCCAUCUUCGCCUCUGGCUGCUUCUGGGGCACAGAACACAUCUUCCGCAAACACUACCCCCUCGAGCCCGCGCCCGGCAAAGGCAUCCUCUCAACGACCGUCGGGUACACAGGGGGCAACGACCACUUCCCGAACCCGCACUACCGACUGGUGUGCACGGGCGCGACGAAUCACGCGGAGGCGGUGAAGCUGGAGUACGACACGGACGUGGUCUCGUAUGCGGAGCUGGUCGAAUUCUUCUACCGCACGCACGAUCCUACUACGGUCGAUCGGCAGGGCGGGGAUAUGGGCACGCAGUACCGAUCUGCGAUCUUCACUACGACGCCGGACCAGCAGACGGUUGCACAGCGUGUCACGGAGGAGGUGCAAGCGAAGCAUUUCACGCCCAAGGGCUUGAAGAUUAUUACGCAGAUCGUGCCAGCCGGUCCGUGGUGGGACGCCGAGGACUACCACCAACUGUAUCUUUUCAAGAACCCGGGCGGGUACCAGUGUCCGACGCACCGCAUGCAUUGGUGAAAGAAUGCGCGCUUUGGCAUGUGCUCCUCAACUUGUCGCUGGCAUGGCAUACAAGACACCCAUCUCAGGCUCGAAAUGUGGCACCUGGAAGAAAAACGCCUGACGGUGUCCGGAGACUAGGAAUCGAGAUAUCACAGUACUUACAUUGAGUCGGUUUUAAGAUUUGUUUCCUAUCGAUAAUCACAUAACCUCACUGCGCCGACAGUCGCAUCUGUCUCUUCUUGCGGAUUAGGACCACCGAAUUUACCUCUAAAUCUCCUCCCGA